Messenger RNA from Colletotrichum higginsianum IMI 349063, 1812 nucleotides. RefSeq names its product Mg2+ transporter. The transcript has 3 exons. The coding region runs from base 1 to 1812 and encodes 603 amino acids. NCBI's taxonomy places the organism in Eukaryota, Fungi, Ascomycota, Sordariomycetes, Glomerellales, Glomerellaceae. Gene Ontology annotation, molecular function: cobalt ion transmembrane transporter activity; magnesium ion binding; magnesium ion transmembrane transporter activity. Gene Ontology annotation, cellular component: membrane. The record is from RefSeq and is a predicted model, not a curated record. Gene Ontology annotation, biological process: metal ion transport; transmembrane transport.
AUGCCGGAACUUCCUCAUGUCGGAGAUGAUCCUGAAGGAGUCGAACCGCGCGCGUCACAUUUGUUCGGGUCCACCGAUGUUGAAAGCACAGACGAUGGCCUACUCAACGGCGGAGGCGAAUCUACGGACCCUCUCGAAGGCAGAUCAUCAGCCGGGGGAACCAGACGGCAGAGCUACGACAGCAUUUCUCUCAACAACCCUACGACGGUGCUUGAUCGUAUGCUCCUCGGACAAAUCACCGAGAUCUCCCGGGCGGCUUUCGGAGCGUUCCUCCCGAGCGAAGGGGGCUUUGUGGCCCACGCAGUGUGCAAGCGGUUCUGGGGCUCGGUUGAUUCGAUUCUUGAGACUUACGAAUCGGCGCGCGAUGCCCUGGAUCACUGGCACGACAGCCACGCGCAGACGCCGUGUUCAUGGCCAACAAGGCCAGACAGACCAUUCGAUGAUCCCUGCUUCGCUUGGAUCUGCCGAACGAAGGGGCCGGGGACGGAGCCGGAAGACGGCCGGCGGAGUCCCAUGAGAAACUCGGUGGUCUCCAGCGCCGAGGUUUUUUACGCCAAAGUCAAAGCCAUAGUCGAUCAAACAGAGGAGUUGCACAAGCUGGUGACCAGUGCCGCCGCGCCGGACGACCCGUACAACCCCGACGAUCCGAGACCCCAUCUACCAAGUAGCCUAGUCAACGCCUUCGAGGGGCUGAUCAGCAUGUACGUCCUCAAGGCCAAGGAGCUAUCGUGGAUGAACAGGUUCACUGCCAAGAUUGCGUCAUCGUACAGUCAGAACGCGGAGCGCCGGUUGGACCGUCUGAGAGAAGCUGGCGAUUUCACGUCCGGACGAGUUCGCGAACACCUCAUCAGGGCCAAGGAAGACAUCAUCAUGCUGGGUACCACCAAGGGGGACUCGGAGAGAAUCAUCAUCGCCCCGAUCGGCCCGGAGUUCCUGGCAGCGUCCUUGAUAAGCAGCCUGCAGAACAUCGUACCCGUGCUAGGCACCGAGAAGAAACUGGAUCUGAUCAACCACUACCGCAGCCAAACUGCCAGGCUGUGGUUCAGCACCAACAGGAGGCCCAACCGGAAGGCAUUCGUCGAGAUACACGCUCUCGAGGAGGAGCUAGAGGCCCUGCGGACCGUGGUGGCAUCUCAACAGUACCUGCUGAGGUCUUACCAGAAGCUCUACUCGCCCCUUUCGUUCCGAACCCGGACGACGGACCGGCUGUACUACAAAGAACGCAAGGCCUCGUUCAGGCUGGAGAACAGGUGCAUACGCAGGCAGCAGCGCCGGCUCGCCGAGCGGGACAAGGCGUUAUCGAUCCUGCAACUAAGGGCCAGAACGUUGAGAGACGAAACGAAACAGAGGAUCGAGAUACUUGACGAGGGUCAUGGGAAGGCGAUCCGAGUGUUCACCAUCGUCACUCUUUUCUUUCUACCUCUAUCAUUCGUCACAAGUUUCUUCGGGAUGAACACCACCGACAUCAGGGACAUCGACCGGGACCAAAAAGUCUUUUGGACCUCGGCGCUGCCCGUGACGCUGGGUGUGCUGGGACUCGCAUUUGUCUACGGCUACAAGUGGGAUUUGGUUCUCGCAUGGGUGUCCAAGGGUUUCACAUCUCCCAGCACGAGAGGGCCGUCUUACACACCUCAAGACGUGGAGAAGAACACUUGGAUGACGGCUUCGGACCCAAGAGGCUCCGGUCUGCCAUCCCAUCAUGAGAGGGCAAGUAUCGCUGGUUGGAAGGAAAGGGUAUCGUUUCGUUCUCGGAGGUCGGCGAGGGGUCGCGUUCCGAGGAAGCAAACCGACGAUAGUCUGUUCCGCCCUUAG